GGGCGGACGGGCGGGCGGUCCUUCUGUCUGCUGGCGAUGGCGGGGGCUCCUGGGGCGCUGCUGAGCGACCUCUACCAGUUCAGCAUGGCCUACGGCUACUGGGCGGCCGGCAGGGGCAGGGAGCCGGCCGCCUUCGAGCUCUUCUUCCGCCGCUGCCCCUUCCGAGGGGGCUUCGCCCUGGCCGCCGGCCUCCAGUGCUGCCUGGCCUUCCUCCGGGGCUUCAGGCUCAGCGCCGCAGACAUUGAGUAUCUCAAGUCAGUCCUUCCUGUGACCACGGAGGAAGCCUUCUUUGAAUACCUGCGCACAGUGGAUGCGUCGGAAGUGUCCAUCUCCUCCGUUCCAGAGGGCUCAGUUGUCUUCUCCAGGGUACCUCUACUACAAGUGAAAGGCCCUUUGCUCGUGGUACAACUCAUAGAGACCACCUUGCUCUGCUUGGUGAACUAUGCCAGUCUUGUGGCUACCAAUGCUUCCAGGUUCCGGCUUGCAGCUGGCCCAAAUAAGAAGCUCAUUGAGCUGGGCUUGCGACGGGCCCAGGGACCGGAUGGAGGCCUCUCUGCAUCCAAGUACUCAUACCUGGGAGGCUUUGAUUUUACCAGCAACGUCUUAGCUGGGAAACUUUUUGGGAUUCCAGUUCGGGGGACUCUAGCUCAUUCCUUUGUGUCCUCCUUCACUUCACUGGGUGAGAUAAAAACACGGAGUCUGGUUCCUCUCGGUGGGAAGGAGCCGGUGGACUUCCCCUCUUUAGCAGAGACGUGGCUGAGCCGGGUGUGCCAACUCCUCCAAGUCCCGCUUGAUCAGGUGCAUCGAGGAGAGCUGGCAGCCUUUGUGUCCUACGCCAUCACCUUCCCACAGGACUUCCAAGGCUUAGUGGACACCUAUUGCGUUAUGAGGAGUGGCAUCCCAAACUUCUGCACUGUUGCCCUGGCACUGAAUGAACUGGGGUACCGAGCUAUUGGGGUGCGUCUAGACAGCGGGGACUUGGCCAAACAGUCCCUAGAGAUACGACGCGUGUUCCGGACUUGUAGCAAGCACUUUCAGGUCCCCUGGCUAGAAAAUGUUCCCAUUGCCGUGACUAAUGAUGUCAGCGAAAGCAGCCUUGAGGAGCUCACUGCAGAGGGGAAUGAGAUUGACAUGAUCGGCGUGGGGACCCACCUUGUCACCUGCCCGCUUCAGCCUUCCCUGGGCUGCGUCUAUAAGCUGGUGGAAGUGAAUGGAUCUCCCAAGUUGAAGGUGACGGAAGAUGAGGAGAAGACCACCAUUCCAGGAAGCAAGAUGGUCUACAGACUGUGGGAUGCUGCUGGUUUCCCGUGUAUGGAUCUGAUGGCACUGGAAGAAGAGUCGCCUCCAAGGGCUGGCCAAGAGGUCAUGUUCUGGCCACUGGGAAGAACUGGAGAAGCUGGGAAGCUGACCCCAACAGCAGUAGAAACCUUGCACUGUGUGUACUUCAAAGAUGGCCAGGUUUGCCAACCACUCCCCAGCCUUGUAGAGAUCAAAAAUCAUGCCCAAACUUCUUUAGACAAACUCAACCCUGUCCAUAAGAGACUCCAGGAUCCAGAGACCUACCAGGUUGCUGUGACCGAAAAGCUCCAUUCACUUCUCACCAGCCUUCAGAGCAACAGCCUGUGAUCCAUACGACCCCUUCAUCCAAAGCCACAAACGGAGGCAAGCCAUGCUCCUAUGCCAUGCACUGAAUCUUCCUGGCAUCGUCAGCCACUAGUGGCCUUUCUUUGUGCCUGGGAUAUCUUACUGGGAUGCCAGAUUUUAUGCCUGUGUUGGAAGACGUCGGACUGUAUUUACACACCCUUCAAUUCUGCCAGUGUUGUCCCACUUUCUCUCUCCUCCUUCUGCCUUCCCCCCUUCAUCCUCAGUUUACUGCAAUUGGUGCAAAAUGAGUUCAAAAUGGAAAAAUAGUUUGCAUUCAACUCUAUAGGAAGGAAGGGAGAAGUGGGGGCAGAUCUUUCCCUUAACCAUAGACUAAAGGACAAACAAACUGCUGCACCUUUUCCUUGUUUGUAUGCGCUUCCAUAUUAAUAAUGUUUGCCAUUUUGACCACACUCGGGCACAUAGCUACCAGUUUUUACCUGUGAAAUGGUAGAAGGUAUGCAUUUAUCCUCUCUUUUAAAAAUAAAAUAAAGAGGGAACAGAAACUGAUCCAUCAAACUGGACACACUGUUAAAGGAAAACAUUUUGGAGACAUGUUUUUGAAUAAACAGAUAUAAGUUACUGUAAGUCUCCCUUAUCUGGAAUUACGAAAUCUGAAAUACCUCAAAUUCAAAAUUGUCCCCAUGGGUGGCUGAGAUAGUGACGCAUUUGCUUUCUUAUGGUUUGGUGUACGCAAAUUUUGUUUCAUGCACAAAAUUAUUAAAAGCCUUAUAACAUUACCUUCAGGCUUUGUUUAAACAGUGAAUGCAAAACAAAAAUUAAUUCUGUGUUUGACUUGGGUCCCAUCUCCAAGUCAUUUCAUUAUUAUGUAUGUGGAAAUAUUCCAAAAUCCCAAACACUUCUGGCCCCAAGAAUUUUGAAUAAGGGAGGCUCAGCUUGCAUAUAUUAUUCUAAUAAUAUGCAAUAAAAAUAAAUAAAUAAACAUUGUGCAAA
Molecule: messenger RNA, 2595 nt
Organism: Sceloporus undulatus (fence lizard)
Lineage: Eukaryota; Metazoa; Chordata; Lepidosauria; Squamata; Phrynosomatidae
Gene: NAPRT
Product: nicotinate phosphoribosyltransferase
Exons: 13
Coding region: 37-1626 (529 amino acids)
Biological process (GO): NAD+ biosynthetic process
Molecular function (GO): nicotinate phosphoribosyltransferase activity
Source: RefSeq, a predicted model, not a curated record